GGCCAUCUUGAGCCGCCGGGGAGGCCAUCUUGGAGCAUCGGUUCGGACUGAAAAAUACAUCUCGUCGGAGAUCCGGGCUUGCUUCUCCUCUGAGACACAUCGCCAGCACCGACGCCACUGUCGUCCACGGCGCCAGGUUUGGCUGGAGUGGCAGGCCCAAGCAUUGCUGGCGCAGACGAGCCGGCCUUAGAGCCUUGGCCAGCCGAUCUUGGUGCUCCGAGCUGGGGAGCCACCGCGGAACGUGUCCCCGUGGAGGGCGUGCCGACCAGUGUCGACGAGGCACGACAAGGAGCGCCUGGUCGCCCCGACGGUGGGGAGGUGUGGGCAGGCAGUUCCGACGUGAUGGCGGACGGCGUGCCGGAGGAGCUGGGGGAGGUGUUGAGCAACGCCACGGCGACGUUCGGCGGCAAGGUGGCGGAGUUGGUGAGGCAGACAGCGAACGCGACCGUUGAGCUCAACCUGACCUCCAUUGCCGCCGCUCCGCCCGGGAGGGAGACGCCCGUGGUCGUCGUGCAGCUCUCCAAGGUCAAGCUGCUGGCCUGGCUGACGGUGGCCCUGGCCGUGGUUGGGUCGGUGGCCGCCGCCGUAGCGAUGCUGCUCCGAGGGCCCGGCUCCGGCGACGGCGAGCUGCGGCGCCGGGUGGAGGGCCUGCGGGUGACAAGGGGGGCCGAGCUGCGGUCGAUGUUCGGCGCGUCCAGCGGCGGCCCGCCUGCCGACCAGGCGCUCUCCCCCGGCAUCCUCAUGCGCAUCCGGGGGCGCGUCGUGGCCGGAGCGGAGGGCCCGCUGCAGGCCCCGUUCUCCCAGCGCGCCUGCGUGACGUGCUCCGCGUGCGUCUCGCGCGGCCGCCACGACGGGAUCCAGCCGCCGCCCCUGGCCUUCCACGCCGCCGGGCGGGACUUCGAGGUCCAGCUCAGCGACGCGCCGCGCCUCAGCGUCGCCGUGCGCGGCCACGACGUCGCGCUCUUCAGCAUGGCCGGGGGCCUCGAGGUCCACGAGGUGCCCUUCGCGGGCGCCCCAGAGUCCUGGCGGCGGUUCGUGCUGGACCGCCUGGUGCCCGUCGCGGGCCCGGCCGCCCACUUCGACAGCUGCGAGGACCUUGGCUCGGCGGGGGGCCCCCUGCAGUUCCGGGAGUGCGCCCUGGCGGUCGGCGCCGAGGCCACGCUCGUGGGCGAGGUGGCGCGCGAGGCGGGCGGCGCCCUGCGGCUGCGGCCCUGGCGGCCGCCGUCGUCGCCCGAGCGCCGCGCCGCCGCGGACCCGCUGUGCGGGCACGUGAUGGCCGUCGGAGGGCGGCAACCCCGCCAAUCUGGACGCCAGCGACUGCCCCUCGCUGCUCGGCGGCGCGCCGGCGGCGCUGCCGCUGGCUCCGGGCCUCCUCCAGCGCUGGGCGCUGCGGGCGCCGCAGGCGCCCUGGCCCUGGCCCGCCCUGCGCCGCCUCCUCGGGGCGGGCGCCCGCCCGAAGCGGCCCGGGCCCGGCAACUUCCCGGUGCCGGGCUAGCGGGCCCCGCGGGGGCGGCCAUAUAGCGCCGCGAGGGCGGCGGGGGCCGGGCGCCGGAGAGAGGCGCGGUGCCUCGCGAGCGGCCCCGCCUCGGGGGCGCCCCCUGCCUGCCUCCGAAA
Molecule: messenger RNA, 1614 nt
Organism: Prorocentrum cordatum
Lineage: Eukaryota; Dinophyceae; Prorocentrales; Prorocentraceae
Source: the annotation of a GenBank genome assembly